AGAACCUGAUUCUGAAAGACCCAGACUUCCAGCAUGAGGACUUGAAUUUCCUCAGUCGUAGCCAGCGUUACGAGGUGGCUGUUAGGAAGAGUGCUACCAUGGUGGAGAAGAUGAGGAAGUUUAACAUCGCAGACCCUGCUGAAAUCAUGUGGUUUAAAAAACUACAUUUGGUCAAUUUUGUGGAACCUGUGGGCCUCAAUUACUCCAUGUUUAUUCCUACCUUGCUGAAUCAGGGCACCACUGCUCAGCAAGAGAAAUGGCUGCUUUCAUCCAAAGGACUCGAGAUAAUUGGCACCUACGCCCAGACGGAAAUGGGCCACGCCUUGUGCACCGAGGGCAGUCUGGGCCUCUGGAUCUUCACUUGGGCAUGUUCCUGCCCACCUUGCUUCACCAGGCAACCGAGGAACAGCAGGAACGCUUCUUCGUGCCCACCUGGAACUUGGAGAUCAUUGGCACUUAUGCCCAGACAGAGAUGGGUCAUGGAACUCAUCUUCGAGGCUUGGAAACCACAGCCACUUAUGACCCCGAAACCCAGGAGUUCAUUCUUAACAGUCCUACUGUGACCUCCAUCAAGUGGUGGCCUGGUGGGCUUGGAAAGACUUCAAAUCAUGCAAUAGUACUCGCCCAACUCAUCACUCAGGGGAAAUGCUAUGGAUUACAUGCCUUCAUUGUACCUAUUCGUGAACUUGGGACGCAUAAGCCUUUACCAGGUAUUACUGUUGGAGACAUUGGCCCCAAAUUUGGCUAUGAUGAGAUGGAUAACGGCUACCUGAAGAUGGACAAUUAUCGCAUUCCCAGGGAAAACAUGCUGAUGAAGCACGCUCAGGUGAAACCUGAUGGCACAUACGUGAAACCCCUGAGUAACAAGCUGACCUACGGGACCAUGGUGUUUAUCAGGUCCUUCCUUGUGGGAGAAUCCGCCCGGUGUCUGUCUAAGGCAUGCACCAUUGCCAUCCGCUACAGUGCUGUGAGGCAUCAGUCUGAAAUCAAGCCAGGUGAACCAGAACCACAGAUUUUGGAUUAUCAAACCCAGCAGUAUAAACUCUUUCCCCUCCUGGCCACUGCCUAUGCCUUCCAGUUUGUAGGCGCAUACAUGAAAGAGACCUAUCAUCGGAUUAAUGAAGACAUCAGCCAAGGGGACCUGAGUGAGCUGCCUGAGCUUCACGCCCUCACUGCCGGGCUGAAGGCUUUCACGUCCUGGACGACUAACACUGGUAUUGAAGCAUGUCGGAUGGCUUGUGGCGGGCAUGGCUAUUCUCACUGCAGUGGACUUCCAAAUAUUUAUGUCAAUUUUACCCCAACCUGCACCUUCGAGGGAGAAAACACUGUCAUGAUGCUACAGACGGCCCGGUUCCUGAUGAAAAGUUAUGACCAGGUGCACUCAGGCAAGUUGGUGUGUGGCAUGGUGUCCUACUUGAAUGACCUGCCCAGCCAGCACAUCCAGCCACAGCAGGUGGCCGUCUGGCCAACCGUGGUGGAUAUCAACAGCCCUGACAGCCUGACAGAAGCGUACAAGCUUCGUGCGGCCAGAUUAGUAGAAAUUGCUGCAAAAAACCUUCAAACUGAAGUGAUUCGCAGAAAAAGCAAGGAGGUAGCAUGGAACCUAACUUCCGUUGACCUCGUUCAAGCAAGUGAGGCACAUUGCCACUAUGUGGCAGUUAAGCUCUUUUCAGAAAAACUCCUCCAAAUUCAAGAGAAAUCCAUCCAAGCCGUCUUAAGGAAUUUGUGUCUCUUGUAUUGUCUGUAUGGAAUCAGUCGGAACGCAGGGGAUUUUCUUCAGGGGAGCAUCAUGACAGAGUCUCAAAUCACCCAAGUGAACGAGCGCGUAAAGGAGUUACUGACUGUGAUUCGCCCUGACGCUGUUGCUCUGGUUGAUGCAUUUGAUUUUCAGGAUGUGACACUGGGCUCUGUGCUUGGCCGCUAUGAUGGGAAUGUGUACGAAAACUUGUUUGAAUGGGCCAAGAAAUCCCCACUGAACAACACAGAGGUCCAUGAAUCUUACUACAAGCACCUAAAGUCACUGCAGUCCAAGCUCUGAAGUGUCUUGAGGACAAGUUCAAUCUCCCGAAAGUAACUGUACUCUACUCCCCUUAUACCUGUCACACAAAUUCGUGUGGAAUCUGUAUCAAAUUUAGAAAAGCUAGAGCAAAUGAUAAAUUGACCCUUUUCUUUUUAUAAAUGAAAAAAAAAAAAGAACAGAUUUGAGAUUAAAGGAAAAAAACAGUUGUGUUUUACAAGUGCAAUUAACACUGAAAGAGACCUGUUAAGCGUUCAGAAAAAGCUUUAAGAAAUGCCGUGUGACUCCAUCUGCAAUGCUGAUCCCAGGAGGCCAGGCCUUUUGAUAAUUCCUAGAAUUUAACUACUAAGUAGUUAAUUAUUUUCACAUCUUAAUUGCUAAUCACUGGAUAUGCAAGUGUUCUUAAGCAAAGGUAUUUUUUAAGUGGGGGUAGAACCCUUCCAAGCUUUCCUGCUAAUUGUCCUACCACUCCUGCCGUGGGCGCUGGCUAGAAAGCAGGACUGAAGAAGAGGGAUUGGGGAAAGAAACUAAUCAGGAAACUUGGUGUGUGUGUGUGUGUGUGUGUGUGUGUGUGUGUGUGUGUGUGCGCGCGCGCGCGUGCUUGAUACAUUGACAUAUUUCCUGCCUGUUUGCCCUCCUUUGCUGUUGUAUAGUUCCUGUCUGCCUGUUCACAGUAGCAUUUUUCUAACACAAGGAUUUCUUCAGCACAGGCUACUGCAGGAUCACUGCCCCAUGUGAUUAGGAACUAAUCUUCCAUUCGAGGGUUCCCCUAAAUUGUUGCUCUCGUAGCAGUAUAACUCGCUUCACCCCGACUUCUUGGGAAGGGGUAGACAGCAAAGUUAUCUCUACAUAUAACUUCUGGCAACUGGUGGGAUCUCCAGAUCAGUGGUCUUGAUCUCCCUCUCUCUGUCUCCCUCUCUCUCCCUCUCCUGAGAGAGAUGCAAAAAAAAGGAGAAAAAGAGAGUCACAUUUCCUUCUUAGUAGAAUAAGGGCAGGAAGAGCUAUCAGUUAUGGUUACUGUAACUUUGGUGACCAUAUUAACUAACUUUCCUGGAACAAUCCAGAUUCCCUCUAUUCUGUCACUUUGGUGCAAGCUGUUAAAAUGCUCGGUGGUUACAGUGUCUGGCCUCACAAAAAUAAAAGCACCACUCGCCGCCUCUUACACCCAGGAGUCUCACAGAGAGAUCCUUUGACAAACCACGUGUUCUGAUUUUUGGAUCAGAAAAUAUAAUCAUUGAAACUGUGGCUAAAGGAUAAAUGGAAGUUCCAUAGAAAAUCCGUUUCUUAUUGUAUAUCUGGCAUUAUUUUCAGUAUGUUUCUGGGAGCUUUUUCUGACUUGCUAAAUUGUCCUUUCAGCUGAAAUCUAAUUUAUACAAUCAUUCUAUAUUUAAAGGCUAAACAUGUAUCUCUUAAUGAAUUUUUUCUUAAAAUCAGUGUAAAACAAGUCACUUGAUUUUUUGUUUUUGUUAACUCUUUGUGACAUCUGCCUCAUGAAACCAGUUGUUCUAACAUCAGUCUUGAGAAUGUAGUAUGUAAUUCAGUGGAAAUGUAGUUCCUGUCUUGGGACCUGCCAUAAAAUCUAUCCCCAUGGAACGGGUAAUAGGAGAUAAGGUCCAGCAGAAGAAAUACUGUCAGUUGACACAAGCCGUAAUCUUUCCACCAGGAGCACUGAUUGGUCAUUGUGUUAAGACUGAAGUGAAAAAGCACUGUGUUAAUCUCAUUUGGGUGUAUCUUUGACUAGAUCAGAUUCUGGGAAAUAACAGAGAGUAAAUUCAAAUUCCUUAAUAUUGACCUGUUAAAUGUAGAAUAGUUUCCAAUUAGGGGUUAAAAAUCUUAUUCACAGAGGGAUAUCCAUAGUCAGGAUCUAAGGUGUUUGAAAUGACACCCACCCAAUCCAGCUGCAUAGAUCUGGGAUCUAAGCAGGUUGGAACAGGUGGUGACUCUGCAGAGCCACCUUCAGUCCAGCACCUUGAGUUUCAUUUAAAAACAAUCUAAUAUUGACGGUAUUUUUAUUCACAUUGGAAUGUUUUGUCUUGAACUUUGUCCUCUGUAAUUAAAGAAUAAAGAUAUCGUAAAACCUCACUAAUUUGUUACUAUCAAGAUGGAAAGAACGUGCCACAUAACUAAACAUAAGUUUAAAUUAUGAAGAAUUUUAAGAUGCAGGUGUAGGUAACACUAAACAAAAAAAGGAAGGGGUGAGAACUGCCUAAGCAGAUAAGGCUGAAUGGGCCGUGAUGCUGUCAUUGCAGCGUAUCUGAGUGCUCUGUCCAUGCAGGAAUACAGGUUUCUUGGCUGCUCGUAAGGAAGCAGCAGACCCAGCCUGUUGUCCCUUAGAAGCCAGACUUUGCCACAGAGAAGUUUGGUUCUGUUGGGUUCUUUUAUGAGCCGUUUUCACAAAGAGUACAGAUAAAUUUCAACCUAAUCUCCAAAAUGAUAAUAAAUCUCAGUAGAAUUAAUGAGAUUUUUCUGUUAGAUGAUACUUAUAUAAGCCUUUGAAGUUUCAUAGAGGUUUUUUCUAUUUGUAAUGGAUGAAGGUUGAUACUUCCUCACGUAUUUGGAGUUCUACUUCAUGCUCUACUCAGUAGAUCCCGAGGUGUACUUAAGUGUUUGGAUAUUGGUGACCUCAAAGCACAGUUGGCCCCAAAGCCUUUGGGGGCCUUCACGUUCUUGUCUUCAGAACAUAGUACUGCUAAGUAACAGCUUAUCUUCAGAACAUUCACUUAAUUGCAACAUUAACCACAUUCAGGUACUUUCUGAGAACUCACUGCUUGUAAUUUCAGAUGCCAUAUACCUAGAGGUGUUUAACAGUUCCUAAAGUUACCAAUGUUAGAUCUUAAUUCUUGGAUUCUCGUCAGUGCAGGGCAUGGUCGGGGAAAUAUAUUCAGGUUCAUCAUCCUCGAGUCCUCUGGGGAACAAAAAUUCCUUAGACGAUUGACUGUUGGUCAAAGUUCCUCCUACCCCUUUC
Molecule: messenger RNA, 4982 nt
Organism: Aethalodelphis obliquidens (Pacific white-sided dolphin)
Lineage: Eukaryota; Metazoa; Chordata; Mammalia; Artiodactyla; Delphinidae
Gene: ACOX1
Product: acyl-CoA oxidase 1
Exons: 14
Coding region: 257-2038 (593 amino acids)
Biological process (GO): fatty acid beta-oxidation using acyl-CoA oxidase; very long-chain fatty acid metabolic process; lipid homeostasis
Cellular component (GO): peroxisome
Molecular function (GO): FAD binding; fatty acid binding
Source: RefSeq, a predicted model, not a curated record